Paramisgurnus dabryanus is the source of this 602-nucleotide messenger RNA. Its product is annotated as hemoglobin subunit alpha-like. Gene Ontology annotation, cellular component: hemoglobin complex; haptoglobin-hemoglobin complex; blood microparticle. Gene Ontology annotation, biological process: oxygen transport; hydrogen peroxide catabolic process. The record is from RefSeq and is a predicted model, not a curated record. Lineage: Eukaryota; Metazoa; Chordata; Actinopteri; Cypriniformes; Cobitidae. Gene Ontology annotation, molecular function: haptoglobin binding; iron ion binding; oxygen carrier activity.
GUUAUAAAAAUGCCCCCUUCUUUUACCCCUAAAACUCUUCCUUCUGAGUGGAAAGAAUCGAAAAAUGAGUUUGACAGCUAAAGACAAAGCCUUGGUCAAGGGAUUCUGGGGUAAAGUCGGUGGAAAGGCCGACGCCGUAGGCCAUGACGCUCUAGUUAGAAUGCUUCAGGCCUACCCUCAGACCAAAACAUAUUUUUCUCAAUGGUCUGACCUCUCUCCCAACUCUCCCCAUGUGAAGAAGCACGGCAAAGUUGUGAUAGGAGCCGUCGGUGAUGCUGUGGGUAAAAUGGAUGAUCUUGUUGGUGGACUGAGCAAGCUGAGUGACAUCCAUGCCACUCAGAUUCGUGUAGAUCCUGGAAACUUCAAGAUUUUGUCUCAUAACAUCCUUGUGUCUCUUGCUGUUCAUUUCCCUGGUGACUUCACUCCAGAGGUGCAUGUAGCCAUGGACAAGUUUCUGGCCGCUGUCUCUUCCGCCCUCGCAGAUAAAUACAGAUAAGCACAUAAUUCAGCAACCCUCUUAUCUGCAAAUCGGGGCACUUAAAAGAAUAUCUCUGAAUAUGAUGUCAAUUGAUGCAUUUAAUAAAAUCCAUAACAAUUAAAAA